This is a messenger RNA of Linnemannia hyalina, 1086 nucleotides long. The record is from the annotation of a GenBank genome assembly. Lineage: Eukaryota; Fungi; Mortierellomycota; Mortierellomycetes; Mortierellales; Mortierellaceae.
AUGCGCGCCAACACGCUACUCUUUACUAUCACCAUAUCCAUCCUCCUCUCAUACGCGAAUGCAGCACCAGCUCCUAUCCCAGAUAUCCCAGAUAUCCCAGACAGUCUUGAGAUUGUCAAAGCUGACACCGCACAGCCCACACCACCUUCAGAUCUAGUACACACGGUCGAGGCAGCUCUAGGUUCAAUCGCAGACAUCUUCCAAUCCUUAAGCAAUGGUGACUCGUCCCACGAAUCCGAUCAGACAGACUGGUCCUGCCAAUUGACGGAUGAGCAUCCAAACCCUGUCAUCAUGCUUCAUGGACUCAUUGCUCCUUCAUUCACAAGGAUAUUGUGUCUACCAGGCGGCCUCACAGAUAUCCGCGAGUCCUCAAAAGAACUCGACGCCUUUAUCACAAAAGUCCUUGCAGCCACGUCUUCCCCAUCCACCCAAAAAGUCGACCUCAUCGGCCACUCCGAGGGCACAGUUGUCGCCCGCUACUACCUCAAAUUCCUCGACCGCCAAAGUCAGCCACAACAAAAGAGUGAGGAGGACACUACAGAUGAGACGAUCCACCAAGAACGGCCAGGACGUGUCCGCUCGUUGGUGAGCAUCGCACCCGUCGGAAAGGGCACAUCUGUCCAGGGCCUAUUGUCGAUGACGCAAGUCCUGGGGGUCUUUGACUUUCUCGCUGACGCCGUCCAGCAGUACUGUGCCGCCUGUGUCCAGCUCCUUGAAGGCUCCGAAUUAAUGAAGGCACUGUACGGAGACGAUAGUCUGCAAGGUGAGGUUCCGGGCGUCCGGUACUUAAACAUCGUCACAAGUCGCGACGAUAUGGUGACCCCCUUCACCAACGGCGUCAUGACCGUACCCGAAGUAACCAAAUCCACUGAUGUGGCGAGGGUGAAAAUCGAGGCGGAUGCGCCGUGGUUACAAAACUUGGUGAUUGAGAACCACUGCGACGUCAAUCCCAAUUACUCGAACCACUUUGGCAUCUUCCAGAGUCCGUUUGCCUUCCAUGCCACAAACGCCUUUCUGUCAUCCGAUUCCGGCACGCUUGACGCCACCAUCCCUUGCGCACUGGAUCCCGACACCUCCUCGUCCUGA